UGAAAAAUGUCAGGAAGAGGAAAAGGCGGGAAGGGACUCGGUAAAGGAGGCGCCAAGCGUCACCGUAAAGUUCUCCGUGAUAACAUCCAGGGCAUCACCAAGCCCGCCAUCCGCCGUCUGGCUCGCCGCGGGGGAGUGAAGCGUAUCUCCGGUCUCAUCUACGAGGAGACCCGCGGUGUGCUCAAGGUGUUCCUGGAGAACGUCAUCCGUGACGCAGUGACGUACACCGAGCACGCUAAGAGAAAGACUGUGACCGCCAUGGAUGUGGUGUACGCUCUGAAGAGACAGGGCCGCACCCUGUACGGUUUCGGAGGCUAAACAACAUCUGACGACGACGACAACAACACAACGGCUCUUUUAAGAGCCACACACUCCUUCUAAAGACACUUCCUGAUAUUAUGAAUUGAUUAUAAAAUAGAAAAACUUAUUAUAGCCUACUGCUGCUGGCAAAUCCUAUAUUUAGUGCCAUACUAUACCAAUUCUCACUACGAAUAUGCUUUGUUUCUUUAGUUUAUAUUUCUCUAAGUUUCUUGUUUAACCCUUGUGUUGUCCUCCCGGGUUGACCCAGAGAGAGAACACUGAUUUUUCACGUUUUGUUGACUUAUGUGUUUUUGGCACUAUUCUUUCCUUCCAUUAACGCCAGUAUCUUGACCACUAGAACCAACUCAUUUACACUACUUGCACACUUAUAUUUUCGGAAUUAAUGGUCAAUAAACCUCAUCUGAAACAGCC
Molecule: messenger RNA, 732 nt
Organism: Perca flavescens (yellow perch)
Lineage: Eukaryota; Metazoa; Chordata; Actinopteri; Perciformes; Percidae
Product: histone H4
Exons: 1
Coding region: 7-318 (103 amino acids)
Cellular component (GO): nucleosome
Molecular function (GO): protein heterodimerization activity; DNA binding; structural constituent of chromatin
Source: RefSeq, a predicted model, not a curated record